AUGACGAUGAGUAGAUCUUCCUCGGGUAUCACCCAGGUGCUCCACCUAAUGCUCGCCCUGACCGCCACCAAGGCCAACGUCGGCGAGGGUCCGGGCGCCAGCCGGGGUCCCGGCUCGGCCCCUCCCAGCCCGAAGCUGCUGAUCGGUUUCCAGGCUCCUUGGAACUCGUCGUUCCCCUUCAGUGCCCAGCGGCUGGGCUCUGCCAUCCAGAUCGCCAUAGACAAGGUGAACGGCAACCCCUCCUUCCUGGGCAACUACACUUUGAGCUUCGUCUACAUGGACACAGCCUGCAGCCCUAAACUGUCCUUAGGGGCCUUCAUUCAGCAGGUGUGGCGGGACAACGCGUCUGCCGUCUUUGGCCCAGCGUGUCCCGAAGAAGCUGAGGUGACGGGCCUGAUCGCGUCCACGUGGAGCAUCCCCAUGUUCGGAUUCGUGGGCCAGUCGUCCAAGAUGGACAACGCCGACGUGUACGACUCGUACGUGAACGUGGUGCCGCCGCUCAAGAGGAGCUCCGAGGUGCUGGUGAAGACCUUGGAGUUCUUCGGGUGGACGCAUGUGGCCAUGAUCGGCGGUGGUCUGGACUCCAACACGUGGAACAAAGUGGACGCGCUGUGGAAAACGGUGGACACGGCGCUGAGGUCAAGGUUCAAGUUGACGGCCGCCGUCAAGUUCGACACCAGCGACCCACGUCUGGUUUACCGCAACGUCAAGUACAUCGCCACUGUGGCUAGAGUGAUCGUGGUCCUGGCCAACAAGGAGGACUCUCUGACGCUGCUGCUGGAGGCCGAGCGCCAGGGCCUGAUGGGCGGUGACAACGUUUUCUUCCUGGUGCAACAUUUUGAGGACAACGUGUGGAAAACUCAACUGGACGGCCAAAUGAACCGAGCGGCCCUCCGAGCCUUUGACAUGACGUUCAUCAUCGGCCAGAAGUCUUAUGACGGCUACGACUACUACGACUUCUUUGAGCAGGUGUUCGAAAGACUCCGAGGACCGCCAUUCCACAGCAACCUGACGUCCGAGAGAGAGGUGAGCACCUACUCGGCCUACUUGCACGACGCUGUGCUGCUCUACGCCAUGGCCUUGAAGGAGGUCCUGAAAGACAGCGAGGAUCCUCACGACGGACGUCAGGUUCUGCAGAAACUGAAGAACAAGAAUGGCAUUCGCUUCUACGGAGCUUCCGGACUGGUCCACUUUGACGAGGACGGGGAGAGAAACCUGGACUAUUCCAUUUACGACCUGCAGUAUCGCAGGGAUGAUGCCACGUUUGUCCCAGUCCUUCAUUUUGACAGCCACAGCAAAAGCAUCCGGCCGACGCCCAUGUUCGCCGCAGUGACUUGGCCCAAAGGAAGACCCCCGUCCGACAACCCCGAAUGCGGCUUCAACAACGAGCUGUGCGAAUGGCUGAGUACCGACAUCGUCCUUCUGGCUCUGCUGGUCACCUUCCCCGUCAUCGGCGUGUCGGUCGUGCUGGGCAUCGGCGUCCUGGUGCUUCAGAAGCUGCGCCUCCAGGCCAGCCUGGAGGACUCGCGCUGGUGGCUCAUCGACUACGGCGACAUCACAAUCAUCAGGGAGGCGUCGCACGUGCACGCCGUGUCGCUGAGCACCACCAGGAGUCCGAGUGGCAGCGGAGGCUCCUGCUCCACCUUGUCCACCAACAGCUACGGCUUCAAGGACAAAACGGGCAAAGAGCACAUCUACGUCCCCAUUGGCCUCUACCAGGGUAAUUACGUGGCCAUCAAGUACAUCAAGAAGGACGUUCGUGAGAACCUCCACGGGGCCUCCGUCCUCGCCGAGUUCAACGUGAUGAGGGAGAUGAAGCACGAGAACCUGUUGCAAUUCUUCGGCGCAUGUGUGGAGCCGCCCAACGUCUGUCUGGUGACGCAGUACUGCAGGAAGGGCAGCCUGAAGGAUGUUUUGAAGGCUUCCGACGUGGAGUUGGACGGGAUGUUCAAGCUUUCCUUCGCUUACGACAUCGUCAACGGAAUGGACUUCAUCCACAAGAGCAGCCUCAAGUUCCACGGCAACCUGAAGACCAGCACCUGCAUGGUGGACAGCCGGCUGCAGGUGAAACUAUCCGGGUUUGGACUGUGGGAGUUUAAGUACGGCAGUAAAGGCAACAGUGACCUGACAGGAACUCCCAAAUAUGAAGGGUUUUUCUGGACAGCUCCGGAGCUUUUGAGAAAAGUCAACCCCGCGAUCACUGGGACCCCCAAAGGGGACAUCUACAGUUUUGCAAUCAUCCUGUGGGAGCUCAUGUACAACUCCAAGAGCGGGCCGUACCAUGAGGUCAACAUCGAGCCCAAAGAGAUAAUCGCGAGGCUGCGGGGGCCCUCCCGCGGCGAGCCCCUCAGACCGCCCCUUUCUGACCUGUGCGACGAAAGCAUCAACUCGUUGCUCAGGGUCUGCUGGAACGAAAACCCCGACCACCGACCGCCGUUUCGGUCCAUUCUGAGACAGCUGAAGGAAAUCAGCCCAGAAAGCCAUGCAAACAUUCUGGACAACAUGGUGGAGAAGCUCGAAAAAUAUGCCAAUCACCUGGAGGUGGUGGUGGAGGAGAGAACCAAUCAACUGGUCGCCGAGAAGUCUCGCUCAGACAAGCUUCUCUCCAGCAUGUUGCCGAGGUACAUCGCUGACGAACUGAUGGCAGGGAAGUCGGUGGAGCCUCGCAGCUACGACGUGGUGAGCAUCUUCUUCUCUGACAUCGUGGGCUUCACCUCCAUGUGCGCCAUCAGCUCGGCCAUGGAGGUGAUCAUGUUCCUCAAUGACCUCUACAGCCUCUUUGAUGACAUCAUCAGGAUGUAUGACGUCUACAAGGUGGAGACCAUCGGUGACGCCUACAUGGUGGCCAGCGGUCUGCCCAUCGCCAACGGCCAACAGCACGCCGUGGAGAUCGCCACCAUGGCUCUCCACUUCUUGAGCGCCAUCAAGCGCUUCCGGAUACGCCACAUGCCCUCCGAGAGCCUGGCCAUCCGCAUCGGCGCCCACUCGGGUCCGGUGGUCGCCGGCGUGGUCGGAAGCACAAUGCCUCGCUACUGUUUGUUUGGUGACACGGUCAACAUGGCCUCUCGCAUGGAGAGCAACAGCUUACCCUUGAAGAUUCACAUUUCUCAGUGCACUGCUGACAUUCUGACUCAGGUGGGGUCAUUCGAGCUGGAGGAAAGGGGACAAAUCGAAAUGAAGGGCAAAGGCUACCAUAAGACCUACUGGCUGUUGAGCAAACAGGGUUUCAACCCUCCUUUACUGGCUCCCCACAGCCCUGCACGGACGGACGCAUGCCUCCAGCUGGAAAAAGAGGUGCACUCAGGACCCAUCCACGUGCUCUUCUUUUUCUUCUUGAUGUUGUGUUCCUAA
Phycodurus eques (leafy seadragon) is the source of this 3351-nucleotide messenger RNA. RefSeq names its product guanylate cyclase 2g (gene gucy2g). Gene Ontology annotation, biological process: cGMP biosynthetic process; receptor guanylyl cyclase signaling pathway; intracellular signal transduction. The record is from RefSeq and is a predicted model, not a curated record. NCBI's taxonomy places the organism in Eukaryota, Metazoa, Chordata, Actinopteri, Syngnathiformes, Syngnathidae. Gene Ontology annotation, molecular function: peptide receptor activity; protein kinase activity; ATP binding. Gene Ontology annotation, cellular component: membrane.